GGAGGUCAGAUAAAAAUUAUUCCGGUAUUUACUCCGAUAUUAUAUUCUCCGAUUUGGAUCGGUCUAACGUUUUAAAAUUAUUCGAAUUUUGAUUGGUCAUAUUUUAAAUGCAGGAGCGGUGAAAAAAGAAAAAGAGAUACUGCACUAAUAGGAUAGCAGCAAUAACUUAUUUGAAUAAUGGAAGAUUAUGUAAAAAUUGAAAAGAUUGGUGAAGGUACCUAUGGUGUAGUGUACAAAGGUAGACACAAGAAAACAAACAGAUUGGUGGCACUGAAGAAGAUAAGAUUAGAAAGUGAAGAGGAAGGAAUCCCAUCCACAGCCAUCAGAGAAAUAUCACUACUGAAAGAACUCCAACAUCCUAACAUUGUUGGUUUAGAAGAUGUGUUGAUGCAAGAGAACAAAUUAUAUUUGGUGUUUGAAUUUUUGUCUAUGGACUUGAAAAGAUAUAUGGACACCAUUCCAAGUGGACAGUUUAUGGAUAAAAUGCUAGUCAAAAGUUAUACUUACCAGAUCCUACAGGGAAUACUGUUUUGUCAUCAGAGAAGAGUAUUACAUCGUGACAUGAAACCACAGAAUUUACUUAUAGAUAACAAAGGCAUUAUCAAGUUAGCAGAUUUUGGUUUAGCUAGAGCUUUCGGUAUACCAGUCAGAGUAUAUACACAUGAGGUUGUAACAUUGUGGUACAGAGCACCAGAGAUCUUACUUGGAAGUCAAAGAUACUCUACCCCUGUAGAUGUGUGGAGUAUAGGUUGUAUAUUUGCUGAAAUGGUCACAAAAAGACCUUUAUUUCAUGGUGAUUCAGAAAUUGACCAGCUCUUCAGAAUAUUCAGAACUCUUACAACUCCUACAGAAGAAGUCUGGCCAGGGGUAACCUCAUUACCAGACUACAAACCAACUUUUCCAACAUGGAAAAAUAACUCUUUAGCACAGUCUGUCAAACAACUGGACAAUACAGGAUUAGAUCUAUUACAGACUAUGUUGAUAUAUGAUCCAGCACAAAGAAUAUCUGCCAAGAAAGCAUUGAAUCACACUUACUUUGCUAACUUAGAUAAAUCAGCAUUACCUGCUUCCACUGUCACCACAACAUAAGACAUUUAAAUGCAAUAAGAAAUAUCUAUGGUAUUUUGUCUCGAUUGUGGGCAAUUUUAUGACUUAUCUCGUAUAAUUGUCUGAAUGUCAAGAUAAAGAAGACAAAAUGGCAAUUUAAAGAGAAGAACAUUUUAAAAUGGACAAUUUUGUAUAAAAAUAUAUUUUAUUGUUAUCAAAAUAUAUGUUCAGGGAUAAUGCUAUAAUAUUCUUCCUUCAUCUUUCUAUGACUUAUUUCUUUCUUUGUACAUCCAUACAUGGAGUUGAUAGAGGAGUCUUUCUAACUGUGUAGCAGUUAACAUAAAAUAUAAGUUAAUAUUUUGUUUUAUAAAGUUGAUACAAUUUCUUAUCGGCCUCAAUAUAGAUCAAAACACUUCAUAUGCAUGACAUUUUUUUUUAUUAGAAGUGUGAUUUAUAAGCUCUUGAGUUAAUAGGGAAUAUUUACUUUCAAAGAAUAAUGUACAAAUGUUAUUUGCAUUUUAAAGUACAGAAGCCUAUUUUAGAUUUAAUGAAUUUAUUCCUUUCUAAGAAUUUUUGGCAAAGGUACACAACUUUUUAUAGGACUAAAACCUGCUAGUGCAAACAAGAUGGAAGAAUCAUGCUUCAAUGUAUCUCAGCAAUCUUAUUUGCAUUCUCUUUUCGCCAUAAAAGUGUGAACUUUGGUAAAAAUUAAAGCCCUUAUUAGGAGUUCUUUCUGUUAUGUCAAAAAAUGGAAACCGAAUCAAUAAUUUUGAAAUUAGCUAGUGUAGUACAUGUACAAUAGUCAAUGAAUAGCUGCUUUACACUUUAUAAAUAUAUUUCAGUUACAUUAGGUGUACAUACACAGCUUACUCUGUCUCUAGUUUUAACCAUAUGUCAUUAUGAACAACAAAAAAUAAACCCACCUAUGUGUUCAUUGUAACUUAUUUAUUUGUUGAUAUUGUUUUCUGUUAAAAAUUUUUCCAGUAUAUAAUUUUCACUAAAAUUUAAAUACAAUUUAAAAGUAUACAUUUGUGAAUCACAAGUUUACCUAAAAGUAGUUCUACACCAUCUAUUGUAAACAUUUUUUGAAAGAGUUGUUUAUUGUUUUUAAUGACCAAUACAAUGAUGAUUUUAUUAUUUUCCAUGUUUUUCCUUUAUCUUGUUCCAAAGUGAAAGGGCUGUUCCAUUAUAUAUAUUGUCCUCAAGGAAAGACACUUUGAAAAUAGAUUAAACUUUAACAGUCCACAGGAAUGUUUUUGAAACCACUGGUAUUUGAAAUUGGGAAGUGUCUAUUCUAGAUCCGUGUACAAAUAUAUAUAUAUAUUUAUGGACUAGCCCUUAUAAUCAUAGUGCUGUUAUUGUUUUUGUAAAUUGUUUGAUUUUUUAUACUGUUGUGUAAAAUAAAGAGUCACUGUUUUGUUCAUUUUGACCUCACGCUUGUGAGUCAUUGUUUCAAUUGGAUAUUCACAUGAUCUAUAAAACUAUUUGUAAACUUGGGAACAGUUUUAAUGCAAUUUUGAUAAAUGAACCAUCAUGUAUACCAGUUUAAAACAACAUGUGAAAACUGCUUUUAUAUAUCUGGUCAGUGAUUUUUAUGAAAAGAUGUAACAAUUAAAAUCUGUAUUUGA
Molecule: messenger RNA, 2675 nt
Organism: Mytilus trossulus (common blue mussel)
Lineage: Eukaryota; Metazoa; Mollusca; Bivalvia; Mytilida; Mytilidae
Product: cyclin-dependent kinase 1-like
Exons: 8
Coding region: 178-1089 (303 amino acids)
Biological process (GO): protein phosphorylation; G2/M transition of mitotic cell cycle; mitotic G2 DNA damage checkpoint signaling
Cellular component (GO): nucleus
Molecular function (GO): ATP binding; cyclin-dependent protein serine/threonine kinase activity
Source: RefSeq, a predicted model, not a curated record